Ananas comosus (pineapple) is the source of this 1021-nucleotide messenger RNA. RefSeq names its product (+)-neomenthol dehydrogenase-like. Bases 1 to 915 code for a protein of 304 amino acids. Gene Ontology annotation, cellular component: membrane. The transcript is spliced from 5 exons. Lineage: Eukaryota; Viridiplantae; Streptophyta; Magnoliopsida; Poales; Bromeliaceae. The record is from RefSeq and is a predicted model, not a curated record.
AUGGCGGCAACAAUUGGUGGACCCGUCUCUUGCCUCAGCAGGAUUGCUGUGGUUACUGGAGGGGCGAGAGGGUUAGGACUAGGGAUAUGCAAACAAUUGGCUUCUAAUGGUGUCAAAGUCGUAUUAACCGAUAAAGAUGAAGAGAAGGGGUUGGAUGCCGUGGAGAAGCUCAAACAAUUUCCGCAUUUUGACAUCACCUUUCACCACUUAAAUGUGACGGACUCUACAAACAUUUCUUCUCUAUCAGAGUUCAUUAAGACUAAGUUCAAGAAGCUUGAUAUCUUGGUGAACAAUGCUGGAGUAGCAGGAGGCAUAAUAGACCAUGAGAAACUAAAAGUCUUUGAUGGUAAAAUUGAAAAGCUGGGUAAAUCAGCUAAUCCCUUCAUUAUUGGAGAGACCUACGAAAGGGCAGAAAAGUGUGUGAGCACAAACUAUUACGGAACUAAAACGAUGACGGAGACGUUCAUUCCUCUUCUUUUAUCAUCCCAGUCACCAAGGAUAGUAAAUGUUACCUCCCGUUGUGGGAAGCUACAGUACAUUCCUAACCAGAGCAUCCAGAAAGAAAUAGGCGACAUAGAUAACUUGACGGAGGGGAAAAUCGACGAGAUGGUACGAUCCUUUCUGAGUGACUUUAAGGAAGGGAAUCUGAGGAAAAAUAACUGGCCUACUAGCUUGUCGGCGUACAUUGUGUCGAAAGUGGCGGUGAGUGCGUAUACAAGGCUUAUCGCAAAGAGGUAUCCCGCAAUUUGUACAAACUGUAUACAUCCAGGAUUUGUGAGAACGGACAUAACUGGGGAUUUGGGCACGUUGUCGGCCGAAGAAGCCGCGAAGGGCCCUGUCAUGUUGGCUUUGCUUCCUGAUGGUAGCCCUUCUGGGCUUUUCUAUGACCAAACAGAAGUAUCAUCGUUUACGUGAUAAUUUUAGUACGCGCAUUUGAGAGAGAAAAAGAAUAAAUAUAUUGUACUUUAUGUAUUUCUCUCUUUUCUGUCUAAAAAAAUUAUUUGGUACUUAAAAGAAAGAU